UUUCGUCUAAGUCUGUAGAGGGCGCCAUAACAAAACCAUAUGUAGCGCUCGAGACUGCGAGAGAAAUGGCGAAGAAAAGAGGAAAUACAGGCCAAAAUGUACACAAGAUGAAAGUCAGUGUCACAAAGCUGUCAAACAGACACUCCAGUAAGUCAUCAUUGACAAAGCGUUCCAAAAUCCUGGGUAAAAGCAUUAAGAGUGGUCCAGGGAAGAAGCCACCAAAAGGAUUUUGGAAUAGAGCUAGCCAUGCAGCAGGUGUGAAGGCUGGAGUCAUCAAGGAAAAGAAACCCCAAAGGCAUGUACACAGAUCAAAACAAGAGGAGACCGACAUGUCAAAGGUUAUAAAGGAUGAAGAAUUGGAAGAAGAUGAAGAGGAAGAAGACGCAACAGAGGAUUUCACUGGAGAAGAUUUAGAAUACAUCCAGUCAAUGGGAUUUGGUGAAAACUUUCUCUCAGGCGUUAAUGACAGUGAACCUCCCAGCUCACAGAAGUGUAAUAAAAGAAAGAGAGUUAAUCCUGACAAUGAGCUGAAGCCAUAUGAAAUGACACCCAGGUCCUUACCCUUGGCAAGAGGGGAUCCACCUCAAAAAAUGAAACAGUUGUUACCCAUCAAGCAUUCGAAGGGUUUUGAGUUCAGAUGGGAGGAAGCAAAGGAUGAAGAAGACAAAGAAAGAGUGACUGAAGAUGAUGAUAUCAUCCAAGAUAUUGACAUGAAGGCUCAAGCAGAUGUUGUAGAAGAGAAGCCAGUUUUGCCAGCUCUGAGCACAGUGGAACUAUUCACGUUACGAGAGAGGAAGUUAGCACAAAGAAAACAAAGGAUUGCUAGCUUGUCCCAUGCUGUACUGACAGAUCCAGAACAAAAUGUAAAUAAAUUGAAGGAUCUACGGUUGAUGCUUGAGGAGAAAGAACGGGAUGUCAUUGUGACCGUCCAGAAGCUCGUUAUGGUGUCACUUGUUGAAGUCUUCAAAGACAUUGUUCCUGGUUAUCGCAUACGAGAAUGGGGAGAGAAGGCAAAAGCUGUUGAGCUGAGUAAAGAAGUAAAGAAGAAGCGUGAUUUUGAGGAAGGGCUACUGAAACAGUACAAAGCCUACCUGUCAUUCUUGGAAAAACUUUCCAGAGGCCAUAAAAAGUCAAAGAAGCAAAUCAGAAAAGAGCAAGAGGGCAAGUUGACCUUUGACCUUCCCGAUGGUGCUAAACGGAGUCUUUCAGAAGUUGCAGUACGAUGUUUAUGUACCCUCAUGACAAGCUUGCAUCAUUUCAACUAUCGCACUAACAUCAUUAAUGUUGUUGUUUCAUUAUUGACAAGUGAGAAUGAAGAGAUAUGCAACACAUGUUGUCUAAAUAUUCGUCAGUUGUUUAAGACUGAUCACCUUGGAGAAGCUGUGCUUGAUGCAGUUCGCUUUAUCAGUCGACUGGUUCGCAGUCACAACUACAGUGUAUCUCCAAAAAUUAUGAACACGUUCCUGUCACUCAAGAUCAAAGAUGUUGCUUUACCUGAAGAAGAAGAGAAGAAGAAGAAACUGAUUGAAAAGAGAGAGAAACUGAAAAAGAUGUCCCGAUCACAACGGAAGCAUCAAAAACGUCUUGUGGAGGUUGAGAAGGAGCUACAGGCAACUGAGGCAUCCGAAAACAAAAAUAAAAGGAAAAAGCUGCACACAGAAAUCAUCCAGUCUGUAUUUGCAACCUACUUCCGUAUCCUGAAGAAGGCCAGCAACUCUGUUCUGCUGUCAUCAGUCCUGGAAGGACUGUCAAAAUUUGCUCAUCUUAUCAAUAUUGAUUUCUUUGAUGAUUUGGUGAAAGUCUUGUACACACUGAUAGACUCAGGGGAUUUGACGUAUCGAGACAGUCUGCAUUGUGUUUUGACAGCUUUUCUAAUUUUGUCUGGUCAAGGGGAUGUUCUCAACAUUGACCCAACAAAGUUCUACACAUUGCUGUAUGUCACAAUGCCACAAGUGCAUGCAGGUGAAAGCUGUGCUGAUGCCAAAUUGAUUCUGGAUUGCAUUGAUGCAAUGAUCAUCAAGAGACACAAACAAGUCACCUUUCAAAGAGUCUUAGCCUUCUUGAAACGACUUGCUACGCUCUCGCUUCAGAUGAUGCCCAAUGGAAUUCUAGGAUAUGGCUGUGCUGUAAGAGAUAUUAUGAAGUGGUAUCCUAAGAGUGACUUGCUCCUAGAUAGUGAAAGUUUUGGGAGUGGUACAUUCCUACCAGAGUUACCUGAAGCAGAGCACUGUAAUGCUCAGAGCACUGCAUUGUGGGAACUUCAUCUACUUAAGAGACAUUAUCAUCCUACAGUCAAGGCGUAUUCUGAUCAUCUAUCUAAGGGCAGCCCAUUAAUGGGGGCUGGUACGAUUCCUGUUGAUGUAUCCAGAUUGUCUGCACAGAAGAUCUGGAAGGAGUUUAACCCAGACCAGAUGACCUUUAACCCUCCUAUUGACACAAGAAGAAAUAAGCAAAAAAAUGUGGUUCUCAAAGACUCUAAUUCAGACUAUAUUCAGGAGGACUUAGGGGAACUGAUCUCUCAGACAACUGCUUCCACAUCAGAGAUAUGUGACAUAAAUGGCUGUCUCACUGACAAGAUAUUGUCAAAUCUGCUCUCAAACCCUGAAGAUUCAGACGUAUGUCUGAAGAGGAAACACCGUAGACGAGUGGAACACAUACCAAGGAAAAGAAAAUCCAACUACUAUGAAGUUAAAAGUUAGCUUGGAAAGAAACCCAGAAGAGUUGAAGAGAUAAGACUGAAAUUUUCCAGUAUAUCCAUCAAUUUAUUAUACCAGUGAAAAUAUCACCUGUCACGUCAAAUAUUGAUAAAACAGUUAAGUUCUAAUUAUGAAACCACUUUUUGUUACAGUAUGUGGCCUGGUUUAUUGUACUUUUGAAUUUUUUUUCUGGUUGCAAUUACAUGUACUGUACUCAAAUUAGUCACUGUUCAAGUCUUAGACAAAUUGAUACAUGUAAUACAAGGUACCUGUUAUUACAAGGCAAUUCAAGUUCCAAGGACCUUGUUAUAAAUGUUCCACCGUAUCCUGUUUUUGUUUCACCCUUAUUAUGCAAGUCUGUUUUUUAAAUAAGUGCUGACUUCACAGGGACUUUUUCAUUUCAAGUUAUUUAACCCCAGCUCCUAAGUAGGCCGUUUGCUUGGAUGCAGUCUCUGUCAUGAAAGAUUUUGCAACCGUCUCCUUUUAUAAAUUGGGUACAGCCUCAAACUUUCAUUGUUUCUAGCACGUUCCCGUGUUGAUGACUGCUGCUUCAAAUCCUUUGGAAUCUUCCAGCAAUUUCUGUCAGUACAUCAAGGUGUUUGCAAAGAAUAUCCUAUUGUAGGUUUGAAUUAAAGAAUGUAUUCAUGCAUAACCUAGUCCAGCUGAAGACCUUGAAAUGAUGAUCCUUCAAAGUAACCACACAUUUUUACUCCAUCUGUACCUGCCUACAGCCUCAAUCUUUCAAAAUUCUCCACUUUUGCUGGGGGACUUUUGAGGAUUUAGGAAGUAUAUGUACUUUUCCCUCCGGAUACAUACCUUUAACUAAGUUGCUGAAUUCAAUUCCUUCUUAUGGCAUUAACAUAUCCUUAAAAUCCUACAACACUUUUGUGGUUAAAAUGUUUUAACGCAAAAAACAGCUGCUGUUUUAAUUGAUGAUGCAAAUUGGAAAGGCUCAAGGGAUGUUGUAAUUCUAAGUACAACUCAGUAUGCUGAAAAUGUUGCAUGCAAAGUGUAGUUGCUCACUUAUGCAAUAAAUUCAUGUAAUCGUGUCAGAA
Messenger RNA from Acanthaster planci (crown-of-thorns starfish), 3751 nucleotides. RefSeq names its product NOC3 like DNA replication regulator (gene noc3l). The record is from RefSeq and is a predicted model, not a curated record. NCBI's taxonomy places the organism in Eukaryota, Metazoa, Echinodermata, Asteroidea, Valvatida, Acanthasteridae. Gene Ontology annotation, molecular function: chromatin binding. Gene Ontology annotation, cellular component: nucleolus. Gene Ontology annotation, biological process: DNA replication initiation.